Hevea brasiliensis (rubber tree) is the source of this 1571-nucleotide messenger RNA. RefSeq lists its product as uncharacterized. The transcript is spliced from 8 exons. Bases 155 to 1375 code for a protein of 406 amino acids. Lineage: Eukaryota; Viridiplantae; Streptophyta; Magnoliopsida; Malpighiales; Euphorbiaceae. The record is from RefSeq and is a predicted model, not a curated record.
AUCAAACCCAAAUUGUCAAAAUAAUAGCGACCCAAAUUGAUACCCAAAAAAAAAAAAGGAUUAAUAAUAACAGUGAUUCAGUUCUUCUAUCAAAUCUGAUAUCCUUUCUUCCCCCUCAUAUGAGAUUUUAUGUUAGAAGCCGAGAUUAUUAGCAAUGAAAGGCGUCUUCUCGGCGCCCGGUGAUUAUGUUUACUUCAAGUCUCAAGUUCCUCUCCACAAGAUCCCUAUUGGCACGAAGCAGUGGCGUUACUAUGAUUUUGGUCCUAAAGUGGUUCCGCCAUUGAUUUGCCUUCCUGGAAUAGCAGGGACAGCUGAUGUUUACUAUAAACAAAUUAUGUCAUUGUCCAUGAAGGGUUAUCGGGUGAUUUCCGUUGAUAUUCCUCGUGUAUGGAAUCAUCAUGAGUGGGUUCAAGCAUUUGAAAAAUUCUUGGAUGUCAUUGAUGUUCAUCAUAUACAUCUUUAUGGCACAUCUCUUGGUGGUUUCUUAGCACAACUUUUUGCACAGCAUCGUCCAAGACGAGUGAGAUCAUUGAUACUAUCAAAUACAUUCUUGGACACACGCAGUUUUGCAGCUGCAAUGCCAUGGGCUCCUGUUGUCAGCUGGACCCCUGCAUUUUUGCUGAAAAGGUAUGUCUUAACUGGAAUACGUGAUGGUCCCCAUGAACCAUUUAUUGCAGAUUCUGUGGACUUUGUUGUUUCUCAGGUUGAAACACUUUCAAGAGAAGACUUGGCUUCCAGAUUGACCUUGAACGUUGAUGCUGCUUCGGUUGGAUCUCUUCUACUUUCAGAUUCAUAUAUCACUAUAAUGGAUACAAACGACUAUUGUGCAAUUCCUCAACAGCUCAAAGACCAAUUGAGUGAAAGAUAUCCUGAAGCAAGGAGAGCUUACUUGAAGACAGGAGGCGAUUUCCCAUUUCUUUCUCGCCCGGAUGAAGUCAACUUGCAUCUUCAGCUACACCUGCGACGAGUUGGGGUUGAAGCUCGACCAGAUUUGGUCCGCGGUAUCCCUAAAGACGGCACUGGAGGGAGUCAUAGUGAAAAGGAGAAAAAGAAAGAGGAUCCAGAUGAUCAACCCAAAGAUGGGGGAAGCUCCGAAAGUCGAUCUGGAGAAAAUCAGUUGGCUCCUGCAUCAGAAAUUUCAGAAUCACACGCUGAAGAAAAGCGGCUCUUUAGUAAUGCAAAAGGUUGUCUCAUUGCUCAGGAAGAUAUUUCACAUCUUCGUGAAUCACUGAGGAAACAACACAUCACAACCACUGAUAUCCUUCUGCAGUCGACUUGUGAGAGUAUUCUUCCAUUUUUGCUUGCCUCUUAUGUGCAAUCGCUGUACAUUACAACCAAAUUGUUGUCAAAAACUUGGGCAACUGGUGUAAAAUAGAUGCUCAGAUUAUGACUGUUCUCUUUUCUCUGCUAAGUUUCCACAAGCAUUUGUUGCAAAUUGACUCUCCUGGAGGUUGCUAAUGUUUUGGCUGAGAAUCAGUUCUUCUGUUUGACAUUGUUGUACAUUUUGUACAUUUGGCAUUCAAGAUUGUGAUAAUUUAAAAUGAUCAAGUGAAUUUUGUGCAUUGAAAGAA